This is a messenger RNA of Xenopus laevis (African clawed frog), 3481 nucleotides long. RefSeq lists its product as uncharacterized. Lineage: Eukaryota; Metazoa; Chordata; Amphibia; Anura; Pipidae. Bases 2165 to 3481 code for a protein of 438 amino acids. The record is from RefSeq and is a predicted model, not a curated record. The transcript is spliced from 2 exons.
GUCGCUGUAUUCCUCCAAAUAAAUUUGGGGACGGAGAAUAACAGAAAUAAAUUUUAUAUAGUGUAGUAUUUUUAAACACUUUCUCACUGACCCCCUUGGUGUCUAUUAAAACAACCGUGCUUCACAAUUCACACUAUAUUGUGUCGUCCAAUAUUUCGUGCCAAACUUAAACUCAAACAAUUGUAAGGAAAAAAAAUAGAAAUAAAAAUAGAAAAAAGGAGGAAAAUAAUUGUUUUGUGAAAUAUUGCGUUAAAGGGUAACCUGUGACCAGUACGUGCAGCCCUUACUGCUAGUUUGUCACCCUGUGCACACACACUAGUUACGUAACUUUUAAAGUGCUGAGUGUGAACACUCUAACCACAAUUCUGAGACCGAUCGUGCCAGUAGCACAAACAACUCACCAGACGUGAGUUUGAAAGAUCAAAGAUCAAAAAUGCCGACUCCAGCCUCCGCUGGUUCCACCGAUUUUGCUGAGAGAUAAAAGAGGUUCAUGUGCAGAUUUCUCUAAAAACAGUUUAAUACAAAUAAAAAUCACACUCACAAACGUUGGCUUGUACACUGCAAAUAGUAAAUCUUUUAGCGUCCCAAAUGUCCACUCUGACUCCUCGGCGUCCCUGAGAGUCUCGUGUUGCUUUGAAGUGGGCGCUUCUGCACAAAUGAGCUGUAUCCCGCUUACGCGUUUUGCCUUUGCUGGCUUCUCCCUCCCCAAAUUUAUUUGGAGGAAUACAGCGACUUUUCAUUUGGAAGAAUUUUCUAACAGGUGGAGGAGAACCUGAGUUGACGCUGGACUUUUGGGAGUGAUCCAAGCUUCCUCGGAAUCGAACUAUAUUUGGACUUUAUCAAAAAAAACUUGCCAAAAGGUGAAUUUUGCCUUUAAUUUCUUACCAAUACGUGGUGUGAGCUGCAACGGAGAUAUUACUAAACAGAGAAUGGUUUCUCUGUUUAAAGGAGUUUGUUGUCUGGCCCUGGAAGGUUUAAUGUUCUUGAAGGAACAUGGUCCUUGUGCAUGUUGGAGCUCCCUUUCCACAGAAAAACUGUCCUGUGGAAAAGUACUCAAUUGUAGUGAAGUGUUAGUAAGGUCUCUCAGAACAGGGCACAGAAUAGGAAGGUUACCUGUCUCAGUUAGGAACUCCAAGAGGGGCUGGUGGGUUCCUGACACUGCAAGGAGAAACUGAAGUGAUUGAGGCGCUGCUAGAGGCAGGUGAGACGGGCCAGAGGCAGGUGAGACGGGCCAGAGGCAGGUGAGACAGGCCAGAAGGUGAGAGUGAGACAGGCCAGAAGGUGAGAUAGGCCAGAGGCAGGUGAGCUGGUAUCCCUGGAGGUGACAGUCAGAAGGGCUUAGUGUAGAAGCCACUAGUGUAGAAGCCACCCAGCAUGGUGAGAACCUUUAGAGUGGGGAAAAAGUCUUGAAUGUGUGUUGUUGAAAAGCUGUUAAACUGUGUUCCUGUGACUUUAUGUUGGGAAGAGUUUGGCAAAAUAAAGCUUUGUUUCCUAGUCACCCAUGGCAGCCAUUCACCAAUGGGUUAAAUCCACUCACCAGGCCAAUGGACAGGAUCCUCCCCAAGCAAUUAAAAGCGCCCGCCCCCUUAUACUCACUGUCUUUUUUUCCUGUCCACGGGCUGAUGGUGCAGGUGGAUGAUUCCCAGCAGUAAGGGGGCUCUCUGCUCUCUCUCUCGGUUCCCCCUUACAGUUGCUGAAGUCCCAGUAGCUCCCCCUGAGUUGGGGUUAGCAAGGGAGGGACCAGGCGUUUGCGUGGAGGCAUCCUGUGUCCAGCCGUACCUCCCGUAGUAUGCGGGUUAGGGAGGUGAAGGAGGUGUGGCGCCGAAACCGGAAGUGACGUCACAACUACCGCAAGAGUUUCCUACACUAGGCUGGAUGCGGAGCGCCGUAUGGGCGGAAGUACCUCAGGCGCCAUUUUGGAAUCUGGCAGCAUGGCGAACCGGAAGUGGGGUUUUCGCGCCUGAGAUGCGCCAAACAGUAUUUUAGUGCGUUCAGGUAGGCAGGGAUGCCUUUCUUUAAAAAGUUUCUUUGCUACUUGUGACACUGGGUCCUGCAGGAGCCUGUUUAUUCUGCUGAUACAGGUAUGUGCAGUAGUAUUAUGCUGCCAGGAUAUUUUUGUUUGUCUAGGAGAUAGACUAAAAGUUUGUUUUUAUGCAGCACCUCUAUGGAGUCGGGAAUGCCGGGCAAACCACCUCACCCCAAAGGGAAAAGCCUUCCUGCCACUGAGAAGAAAGACAAAACGCCAGAAAAGGCUACGUCAGUUCAAGCUCCAGGAGAACCAGGAGUGUCAGCUUCUCUUGAAAAUCAAGCUUUUGCUGAAUCUUUGGCUGCGGUCAUUAAGCAAGCGGUGGUGCAAGGUUUUCAGGAAGUAGCAACUUCUAAAAAGAGGGCAAGACAUGGUUACUCCAGACAAAUAGAUUCCCUUUCUGAGGUUUCGGAGGGAGAACUUUCGGAAGAUUCAGAAUUAGAUUCUCCUUUAGGUUCGGAAGAAGGGGAGAUUGACAUGGAGGAGGACUCCAAUUUUGAUCUGGCAGUGAUCGAGCCUCUGAUAAAAGCAGUUAGGCAGACGCUGACCUUCCCCAUGGAACCUGCCAAAUUAUCUUCAGCUGAUAAGUUGUUCCCGUCUCUGAAGAAGAGGUCGGUAUGCUUUCCAGUUCACGCCUCAAUUAAAGAUAUUAUUAUGGCAGAAUGGAAAAAAACAGAAAAAAGACCUCAGACUGCAGGAAAAUUUCUUAAGAAAUAUCCAUUUGCAGAAGAGGAUUCGAAAUUUUGGGAUUCAUCCCCUAAGGUGGAUGCAGCGGUUGUGAGACUGGCAAGAAAGACCACCUUACCGGUGGAUGAUGCGGCAGCUUUCAGAGAACCGAUGGAGAAAAAGAUUGAAUUUAAUCUUAAAAAAUCUUUUGGAGCAGCAGGGGCAGCCUGUAGACCGGCAGUGGCGCUCACUUCAGUUUCGCGAGCCUUAAAAGUGUGGCUAGCUGAGGUAGAAGAAGCAAUCUCGUCUAAUGUAAAAAGACCUAAAGUGUUGGAAAUGCUGGCUGACUGUAAGUUGGCGGUUGAUUUUAUGUCAGAAGCUUCUAUUGAUCUAGUCCACUUUAUGGCAAGAUCUAUGGCACUGUCGGUGGCAGCAAGGAGAGCGUUGUGGCUUAAACCUUGGGCAGCAGAUGCAGCCUCGAAAUCCAACUUAUGCCAACUACCAUUUGAGGGAGAAAUGUUGUUUGGAGAGAGAUUGGAUACAAUCAUCAAGAAAGUAUCUGGAGGAAAAAGUGUAUUCCUUCCUCAGGAAGGAAGAAACAAAAGGAUGAGGUUUGAUACAUCUUUUCACAGAGAGAAGGAGAGAUCAUUUAGAACAUCCAAACAAUAUAAGCCAGGGAAAGAAUUUAACAGACAGUCGUCCUGGAGAUCGGGCCGUCAAAGCUCAAGAGGCAAUUUCAGGAGAUCGAGAGGUUUCUCCACCUCAGGCUCAACGGCUCAGCAGCAAUGA